AUGGGACAUAAGGAGCAUGGAGGGACUUGGCACAUGGAAGCAGCUCAACUGGAUACGCAAAGGAAGAAGGGAGAAGCCAUCUUGAAGACCAGCUCGACCGUCUACUCGACCAACCGGUCGAGUUCCUCAACUCGACCGGCCAAGCUUCAACUCGAUCGAGCUGAGAAGUCAAAGUCAAACCCGAAAAAUGUGUAUGCGAACUCGAUCGAGUCGGUCUACAGAGACUUGGUCGAGCUAGACAUUACAACGGGUAGAAAGAGGGUUCAGAGGUCACAGAGGGUACAAGAGGAACCUGAGGUGCUUGUUGCUGAUACAAUGGAUGUACCAGAGGGGAAUGGAAACCCUUUGGGAAUGGACUCGGUCGAGCUAGGCAAACUCGACCGAUUGGUCAAGGAGAUGCUCCAAACCGCCACCAACAGAGACAAGGGAUUGUUCCACCACCAGUGCAGAACCACAACUUUGAGAUCAAGCUGGGAAUGA
Messenger RNA from Microthlaspi erraticum, 480 nucleotides. Lineage: Eukaryota; Viridiplantae; Streptophyta; Magnoliopsida; Brassicales; Brassicaceae. The record is from the annotation of a GenBank genome assembly.